Molecule: messenger RNA, 1490 nt
Organism: Cololabis saira (Pacific saury)
Lineage: Eukaryota; Metazoa; Chordata; Actinopteri; Beloniformes; Belonidae
Gene: cabp2a
Product: calcium binding protein 2a
Exons: 7
Coding region: 300-1019 (239 amino acids)
Molecular function (GO): calcium ion binding
Source: RefSeq, a predicted model, not a curated record
CCCGGGAGUUCAGCAUCUGAUGUGGCAUGACGCACCUGCCCUACCCUUCUGUGGACUGCCAGGAUCUGCAACUGCCGUACAUGUAGAGGAGUCGCUUUUAAGAGUUGUGCAAGUGGACUUUUGCUUUUGCUUCUCUGAGUGUUGAGAGCCACUGGGGAGCACUGGAUCUGGCAUGGAUUUGGGAGUUUUAUGUGACGUUUCAGUUUGAGACAAGGGAGAAUAAAGAGGAAAGGAGGAGGAGGAAGGAACCUAGGGGAAGCGUUGGGGACACCAAGGAGUAAAGGGAGGAGGGCAGGGAGAUGGGAAACAUCAACAAAGCUUCUAAAAAGAGCAGGAAAGGGACAAAGGGGACGUCACCCACAGAGAGAAGCGGUGCCCCACUGGCUGGCGCCAUGUUGGGGUCCCUGGGUGGUGCAGGGGAGGUGGACACAGAUGAGGAGGAGGAAGGAGGGAGUGAGCGAGUGUUCGAAGAGCCCUUCUGCGCUCUGGUACAGAACUGCAACGUGCUGCACAACAUAGUGGGGCCUGCUUGUAUCUUCCUCAGGCAAGGCUUCGCACAAAGCCAACUUGACAGAGAUCUACGACCAGAAGAAAUGGAAGAGCUGCGCGAGGCCUUCAGGGAGUUUGACAAAGACAAAGACGGCUUCAUCACUUGUAAGGACCUGGGCGAGUGCAUGAGGACUAUGGGAUACAUGCCAACAGAGAUGGAACUCAUAGAGCUCAGCCAGCAGAUCUGUGGUGGCAGAGUGGAUUUUGAGGACUUUGUGGAAUUGAUGGGUCCCAAAAUGCUUGCUGAGACUGCCGACAUGAUUGGAGUCAAGGAGUUAAGGGAUGCCUUCAGAGAGUUUGAUUCUGACGGCGAUGGUCAGAUUAGUCUCGGCGAGCUGAGGGAAGCCAUGAAGAAGCUGAUGGGACAGCAGCUCAACCAACGAGAGAUAGACGAGAUCCUGCGAGACGUGGACCUCAACGGAGACGGACAGGUGGACUUCGAAGAGUUUGUGCGGAUGAUGUCUCGCUGACUCUUCCUCACGCCUCAAUCUCCUGCAUUAACUCCAACAUGGACCUGACUCUGCACUUUUAACUGUCUUCUGAUGUGCAGAAACUACUUGGUGUCUGUAAUUUUUCAGUUACUUCCAUUACCUCUCAACUAAAGAAUCCUUUUAAUGUUUUACUGUUGUAUAAAUGUCAUGUGGGGAUGGGGGACUGUAGAAUAAUGUCUUCAAUGUUAUGGGCUCUUUAAAAGGUUUCAUAUCUGUAAAUAUGUAGAAGAAUGUUUAAAAGACUGAUUAAAUUGAAUCAAACCUAAUACCAGGAAAUCAUGUUUUAUUUUAUUUUUACAUUUGUGAUAAUCAAUACUGUAAAUCUUUAGACUACAUUUUAGGUUAACUCUGAAGCUUUAUGUAACGGAAAUAUCCAAAUAUUUAACUUUAAAAUGUUCAACUUGAAUGUACAUGUUGAAUGUGUCACAUACUGUACAGUAGCAGGAAAGG